Messenger RNA from Aedes albopictus (Asian tiger mosquito), 2409 nucleotides. RefSeq lists its product as uncharacterized. The transcript is spliced from 2 exons. Bases 353 to 2116 code for a protein of 587 amino acids. The record is from RefSeq and is a predicted model, not a curated record. NCBI's taxonomy places the organism in Eukaryota, Metazoa, Arthropoda, Insecta, Diptera, Culicidae.
AGCAAUCUUGAACACUACCAGCAAAAAUAUUCCGCCGGAAGCCGAAGUUCUGCUAAGCCUGAGUCCAAGCUUUUCACUACCCCUCAGAAGUUUCGAUCGUCAUCCACUGUAUCACCUGAUUGCCGAAACCGAAACUAUCCUCAAAACUGCACCUGACAAAACCACCCAGGAACGGACCCGAUGCAACAUCACCAAUGUCAUACAGAAUUAUGUCAACAAGAAACACAGCGAUAGAACCAGCGACGCGCAAACGAAGUUCCUAACACAAGCAUGCACCACAACAACGAAGUUUCUCAAGUCGAAUCCGGAUAUAUCCGUUUUGCCCGCCGACAAAGGUAUCAAGACGGUCAUUAUGUGGACCGACGAUUACGAACAGAAGAUGCAAGAACUCCUCAACGAUGAUAAAACGUAUCGCCGUAUUAGAAGUGAUCCCACAAACCGAUAUCAAAUUGCCAACAACAACAUCGUCCAACGUCUUCUGAAUCUGAAGCUGAUCGACUACCGCACCGCCGCCACCCUGAAAACCACCACCGCCACCACCCCACGGAUAUACGGACUCCCAAAAGCACAUAAACCAAGCCUCCCCCUGCGACCCGUGGUCCCUGGUAUGACCAGUCCCAGCUACGAACUGUCCAAGUAUGUAUGUAGAAUACUACAAGCCUCGUUGGACAACAAAUAUAACAUCAGAGACUCAUAUAGUUUCUGCCAAUACAUCAACACCAUAACGAUCCCUUCUGGAUACGUAAUGGUGUCGUUUGAUGUUGUAUCGUUGUUUACCAACAUCCCAAAACAGUUGGUAAUACACGAUAUAAUACAAAUCUGGGAUACCAUCAAACCAAACACGGAGAUCAAUCUCGAUCUUUUCCUGGAAAUUGUAUCCUUCUGUAUGGACACGAGCUACUUCGUAUUCCGGAACCAAUUCUACGAACAGAUCGAAGGAACUGCCAUGGGUAAUCCACUAUCCCCAGUACUUGCUGAUCUGGUCAUGGGGAUCCUACUUGAUACAGUAACCAGUAAGACUGACAUUGUCUUCACUGUGUUGCGUAAAUACGUGGAUGAUCUGAUGCUUGUCAUACCAGCGGAUAGAUUACAGCAGGUUCUAGACAUCUUCAACUCAUACCACCCGAGUAUCCAAUUCACAUUUGAAGUGGAAACAGACGGUAGGCUCCCAUACUUAGACAUGACUCUAGUUCGGCAAGAAGAUGACACCAUUCGAACCGAGUGGUAUAUGAAAGCCAUCGCAUCGGGUCGUUUGUUGAAUUUCUCAUCUCUCCAUCCUCUCACCCAAAAAAUCAACACCAUCAAAAAUGUCAUCGAUCGGGUAAACCGAUUAUCCACCAACUGGGAUGAAGAGAAAAAGCGAGAAGUCAUCGCUCAAAUUCUGCAAACCAACGACUACCCCCGAAACCUCAUCAAUCGCUUUCUGAACCGAACACACUGGACAUCUACACACGCCAUUACAGCCGACGAUCACACGACCGAAGAACACACGAUUGGGCCGCCUCAAGCUAAAAUAUACCGAUCUCUCCCCUACAUCCCGUCACUUACACCAAAAAUCAUCCAGAUACUACGACACGACUAUCCCUCCGUAAUAAUAUGCCCACGGAGCGUGCACACGAUAAGGGAUCUCUACACACGCAUUAAGGACCCGAUACCCAUGGAUCAUCACCAUAACGUGGUGUAUCGAAUACAGUGCGGAAACUGCGACAAAUGCUACAUCGGUAUGACCGGCAACCUACUGAAGAAGAGAUUGUCGGGUCAUCGGAGCAAUCUCAACCAACUGGAGAACCUAUUAGAGUCAGGCCAUACAUAUGCAGAUGAACCAGUGAGAGCACUCAGAGAAAAAACAGCUCUCUUGGCCCACUGCAUCGACCACGACCAUAGGUUCAUCUACGAGACAACACGAAUAGUCGAUCGGACGUACAAGAGAAACAUUCUCCCGAUUCUAGAGAUGAUACACAUAAGCAACGACAACGAUUCCAUCAACAAACGAACAGAUACAGAUAGACUUAGCAGUACGCUCUCUGGACUAAUACACAGAAUUAACACAGUCAUGACAAAAAACACUAAUGGACAAAAUAACAGAAACACCAACCACCCAUCCGACCCCACCUAAACCAUAACACAGAUCAGUUACCAAACAGUCUACCGAAGCAGUGAGUGAACUUGAACUUCAACGUGAUGCGACGAACAAAAAUAGGACAAUUUUAUGUAGAAAUUAAACAGACAAUGACAAAAAACAGAACUCUAGUAAGUAAAUGACACACAAAUAGAAAUGUAAAAUUAAACUUAUUGUAUAAACCAUUUUAGUGAUCCCAAGAAGAAGGCAAAAUACAUUGCGCCGAAACGUCGGAAAAUAGAUAACCUCUGUUUCCUUUUGAUUUGAGGGACUGCAAGCCAAACCAUAUU